GGGCCGGCGCGCGCGGGAAGUGCUUGCGGGCGGGCGGUCGGCGGCAACGCGUUAUGGCCCUGUUGGUACCCGGCUACUCGCCCAGUUUCAAAAAGCCGCCCGAGCUAUUGCGGCUCCGACGGAAAAGGACCCGGAACCAUGGGGCCGCUGUCUCCUCGCCUCCUGAGCUGCCCGAACCGGCGCCUCGCCGCGCUGCCUUGGCGGCCGGGCUGCCCCUCCGCCCCUUCCCGGUCGCGGUAGGCAGAGGCGGCGCCGGGGGCCCUGCCACUGCCCGAAGGAACCCUUUCGCUCGCUUGGACAACCGGCCGUGGGCUGCCGCGGAGCCCCCCGACGGGCCGCCUGGCGGCCAGCAGGAGGCGCUGGGCCCGUUUUUAGAUUCUCAUCAAGAAAAUGAUUUGCUAUGGGAAGAGACAUUGCCUGAAAGACAAACUGUUACUCAGUUACCCCAGACUCCCCACAUAGUAUUCUCCGAUUCUGAUAUUCCAUCCUCAGAAAAUACUGAGUUACCUGUGGACUGGAGUAUUAAAACUCGGCUCCUUUUCACCUCUUCUCAACCCUUUACCUGGGCAGAGCAUUUGAAAGCACAGGAAGAGGCCCAAGGUCUCAUCCAACAUUGUAGGGCAACUGAAGUUACUUUGCCUCAAAGUAUACAGGAUCCCAAACUCUCCACUGAACUCCGGUGUGCCUUCCAACAGAGCCUUAUUUAUUGGCUCCACCCUGCCUUCCCUUGGCUACCACUGUUCCCUCGUAUUGGAGCUGAUAGGAAAAUGACUGGAAAGACAAGCCCAUGGUCAAAUGAUGAAACCCUACAACAAAUUUUAAUGAGUGACUGGUCUGUGAGCUUUACUUCUCUCUAUAAUCUGCUGAAGACAAAACUUUGCCCCUAUUUCUACGUUUGUACCUAUCAGUUUACUAUCCUAUUCCGAGCAGCAGGAUUAGCAGGAAGUGAUGUGAUCACAGCUCUCAUAUCUCCUACAACUCGAGGUUUAAGAGAAGCUAUGAAAAAUGAAGGUAUUGAAUUUUCUCUGCCUUUAAUAAAAGAAGGUGGCCGUAAGAAGAGAGCAUCUGGAACAAGCUUGGAAUAUGGGGAGGAGCAAGCAAUCAGUGAUGAAGAUGAAGAGGAAAGUUUUUCCUGGCUGGAAGAGAUGGGUGUGCAAGAUAAAAUUAAAAAACCAGACACACUCUCUAUCAAGCUACGGAAAGAGAAACAUGAAGUACAAAUGGAUCAUAGACCUGAGUCUGUUGUGUUGGUGAAAGGAAUCAACACCUUCACGUUGCUCAAUUUUUUGAUGAAUUGUAAGAGUUUAGUUGCUACCUCAGGUCCACAGGCAGGACUUCCACCAACCAUCUUAGCCCCUGUGGCUUUCCGAGGUGCCACAAUGCAAAUGCUUAAGGCACGAAGUGUAAAUGUGAAGACACAAGCUCUUUCUGGAUAUAAAGCUCAGUUUAGUUUGGAAAUCACAGGUCCUGUCAUGCCCCAUUCUCUACAUUCUGUAACCAUGCUACUGAGAUCUUCACAGAGUGGGGCUUUCUGUGUCGGACUGUAUCCACAUGAACCAACUGCUGUAUUUAAUAUUUGCCUACCAAAGGACAAAGUACCAGAUAAGGAGGCUGUACAUAAGGAGCUUGCUAACUGUGGUUUGCACCAUAAGACUCUGGAGCAACUUAGUCAAAUACCAUCACUGGGGAAGUCAUCUUUACGGAAUGUUGAAAUGAGAGACUACGUUUAUAAUUGGACAUCCUGAACACCAAAGUAAGCCUAAAAGGAAUCUUUGAGGAAAAAAGCCUUCUAGCAAGGAAAUUCAAGAUUUUUGAAGUUAAAGGAAGGAAUAUACUUUAAAAUAUUGACAUGUUUAUAAACAUUUAACUUUUUCCAUUAACUUUUAUUACAUGCACUGAAUAGUAGCAUCAAGGUUUUAAAUCAUUUUCUGCUUUUACUAUUUUCAGAUUAGAUUUUAAGCUAUGACAAUAACUCACUUUAAAAAAAAAAAAAACCCUCAAGUAACGUGGAUAAGAAAUCCGUAUCCCUACAACCUAAUUGUAAACCAAGUAGAAAACUGAAUGUGUUAUGGGAAAUUGAAAUUAAACCUGUAGCAAUUAUCUCAUGGCAUUGUAACAGCAUCAGAGCAACAUUAUGUUACAUUAAUAUUUACCCAAUAUUAUUAGCAAGUUGUUUUACAAAGGUAGAAAAUAAAUAUAGACACUAUCUACUGAGCUGACUGUUGAUGCUUCUACCCUAGCAUCUUUCCUACUGAUUUAUGAUUCUUCUAUUCAAGUAUACUUAAAUGUCUUUUUUAAUGCAGUUAAGGGUAUUUUAUAUUCUACAUAGAAUAGUGUUAGGGAAGUUAUAAAGUUCUGCUUAACUAUUACAGUAAAGUAAUGUGCUUGUGAGUGCAUGCGUGCGUGUGUAUAAACCUCAGUAUUUUUUUAAAUAAAAGUACUUAGAAAUCAAAAGUACUGGGUAAAGAUAUGAUAGUACUUAAGUAUGUGUUUACUUUAUGAUUCAGAAAAUAAAACAACGCAUUUAUUCCAGAGAAGUUUGUAUUUGGGCCUUAAACUUUUGAAAAUAAAGCUUAGAGACAUAGCAUAUGAAUACCACUGUAAUACACAUGAAAUAUUCUAUAAGACCCUAAAAAUUAACAUAAAUUUUCUCAUAGUCAACAAAAUAGUGGCUGGUUGCCAAUUUUAUUAGAUAAGUUGGUUACAGCAUUUUAAUUAUCAUUUUACGUCUAUCUAGGUGUAGCUGAAAUUCAAAAUGCACAUCAAAGUAAAACUAUAUCACAACUCAAUGCCAUACUAAAUGUACUUGGCUUCUGCAGUAGAAUUCUAGUCAGACUUCAUUUUGACUCCCUUUGACCCAAGUGGCUUUAACAGGAAUGCAGGACUGACUGCUGAUCAUCACACAACAUACCACUUUCUUUUUAUAACCUCUACAAUAUUUUAAGGGAAAAUGGUGGCAUUAGCCCUGUGGAACAGAUCUUGCUUGAUUACUUCAAUAACACUGGCCCAGUAUCUGUCCAGCAGAACCCAUUGUGAAAUAGUACAAGGUGCACAGCCCUUCUCUGAUUACAGGCAAGUGUUACAGCAGCCUAGCCAUAAGGAAGGGAAGUUACAUCAUAGUACAAAAUACAGUAUAAAAGCGUUAUUCAACAUUCCACACUGAAGAUUACUGAUGCCUUCAAACAAUCGUUUGGAUGUUAGCCACUUAAACAAAUACAUCACUAAGGUAAACAAUAUAAACAUACCAAAACCCUGUAUGGUUAAAUACAAUUUCCAUGGUACAAAAAUCAAAGCCUGGAGAUGUUUGUACAGAUUGCUUUUUUACACAAUGUCUUAAAUUGCCAAAUAUUUA
This is a messenger RNA of Otolemur garnettii (small-eared galago), 3352 nucleotides long. RefSeq names its product downstream neighbor of SON (gene DONSON). The coding region runs from base 54 to 1745 and encodes 563 amino acids. Lineage: Eukaryota; Metazoa; Chordata; Mammalia; Primates; Galagidae. Gene Ontology annotation, cellular component: nucleus. The record is from RefSeq and is a predicted model, not a curated record. The transcript has 10 exons. Gene Ontology annotation, biological process: nuclear DNA replication.